GUAUCUCCCCCUCCCCUCCCCAGGAGGCUGGCUGGCGUCUCGUUUCGGCGGCCGUCGUGUGUGGGGAGUGUGCAUGUUUGUGAGCGCUGUCUGCACACUGCUCACCCCUGUCGCUGUGAGGACUCACAUUUACAUCGCUUAUGGCUUGAGGUUUCUUUUGGGGUUUGUUUCGGGUGUCAACUUCCCGUGUAUUCAGGCUAUAUUUGGAAGAUGGGUGCCGCCAUUAGAGAGAAGUAUAAUGAACGCUAUAGCUUCAUCAGGUAUGCUCUUGGGCAACAUCUUCACGUUCUCUAUAUCCGGAGUUUUGUGUAAACAUGGCUUUGACAAUGGCUGGGGCUCCAUAUUUUACCUGUCAGGUGUGAUGUUCCUGCUGUGGGUGGUGGCCUGGUUUCCUGUGACGUCAGACACUCCUGCCCAACACAAGAGAGUCAGCGCCGGGGAGCGGAAGUAUAUUGAGGGGAGCAUUGGGAGGAGCUCUGUAGCUAAGGUGUCCGACGUGCCCUGGGUGAGCAUCAUCAGGUCGGGCCCGCUGUGGGCCAUCAUCGUGAGUCACUUCUGCGGUAACUGGCUCACCUACACACUGCUCACGUCUCUGCCCACCUUCAUGAAGGAGAGCCUCCGGUUCGACGUCAGUCAGAACGGUGCCCUGUCCUCCGCGCCCUACCUGACCCAGCUGGUGACGUCACUGAUGUCUGGGGUGGCGGGCGACAAGUUGAGGCAGCGACGUGUCAUGUCCACUACAGCCGUGAGGAAAACUUUCCAGCUCGCCGCAUUCUGGGGCUCCGCUGUGUGCAUCGUGCUAGCUGGCCAGAUGACGUGUGAUCAGAGGUACUGGGCAGUGGUGUUGCUCUGUCUGUGUGUGGGAUUCAUGGGCCUGACUAUCUCUGGCUUCACUGUGAACCAUUUGGACCUGGCGCCGGCCUACGCCGGUAUCCUGUUCGGCAUCACCAACACUAUGGGCACCGUGCCUGGGAUGAUCGCGCCACUCGUGGCUGGAGCUAUGACGCCCAACAGAAGCGCUGAGGAGUGGCGAUCUGUGUUCUACGUGUGUGGGGCGGUGGCGGGAGUUGGCGGGAUUAUCUACGUCAUCCUGGCAGACGGGGAGCUGCAGGAGUGGGCGGUACCGCCAGACGUCAGUGGGAACAUGGAGAUGACGUUUCCAGCAGACGAGAAGGAGGACGAUAGCUUGAUGGAGAAAUCCGAGAGCUACAUUCAAGAUGGCGGUGAAUGUGAUGUCGUCAUAAAAAGUGGAAACGAGAAAUGACGAAGUGCACCACUCAAUGUAAUAUUUAGUGGUUUAGCUUUCAUAAGAGGUUUACCGCUCUUGCAACACAAAAAGGUCAUAAUAUAAGUGCCGAAGAGUAGAAGCGUUACAUGAAAGUAACAAACACGAAAAGGAGGGAGAUAAGGACGAACGAUGAUAAUAAUAGAACGGCUGGUGUGAUGCUAUGACUCUUUAAUUGAUGCAAUCACAUGACUUUCGAUGCUAAAGCACAGAUUUCGGUGAUAAGCAUGAUUCGCUAUCUUAGAAUUGCAAAGUUCUUUCUUACAUUUUUGGCCAUUUUGAGUUACUAAGACAAUGAUGUCAGAAAA
Aplysia californica (California sea hare) is the source of this 1593-nucleotide messenger RNA. RefSeq names its product sialin-like. Gene Ontology annotation, molecular function: transmembrane transporter activity. Bases 74 to 1264 code for a protein of 396 amino acids. Lineage: Eukaryota; Metazoa; Mollusca; Gastropoda; Aplysiida; Aplysiidae. Gene Ontology annotation, biological process: monoatomic anion transport; transmembrane transport. The transcript is spliced from 9 exons. The record is from RefSeq and is a predicted model, not a curated record.